Suncus etruscus (white-toothed pygmy shrew) is the source of this 957-nucleotide messenger RNA. Its product is annotated as vomeronasal type-1 receptor 4-like. Bases 1 to 957 code for a protein of 318 amino acids. Gene Ontology annotation, molecular function: pheromone receptor activity. Lineage: Eukaryota; Metazoa; Chordata; Mammalia; Eulipotyphla; Soricidae. The transcript has a single exon. Gene Ontology annotation, biological process: G protein-coupled receptor signaling pathway. The record is from RefSeq and is a predicted model, not a curated record. Gene Ontology annotation, cellular component: membrane.
AUGGUCCGAAGUGUGACGAUGUUUCACUUUUACCAAAUAUCGCAGAUUUUUAUUGGUAUCCUGGGAAAUUCAGUAAUGUUCAUUUUUUACUCUUAUAAAUAUUUCAUUCAGAGUCCCCGGAGGAAGCCCAUAGACUUAAUAUUCAUGCACCUGAUGCUGGUGAACACUGUCAGCAUGUUCAAGCUCAUCCCAGAAGUCAUGCCCUUUUUUGGUAUCAGUCAGUUCCUGGAUGACCUUGGCUGUAAGUUGACUGUGUACACUUUCCGGGUCAUCCGGGGUCUUCCCAUCUGUACCACCACACUCCUGACUUUUUUCCAAGCUGUCACCAUCAGUCCCAGCCAUUCCAAGUGGGCUUGGCUUAAAUUGAGAAUUUCAGGUUGCAUCUUCCCUUCGCUGUUAUGCUUUUGGCUCAUCAACGUUGUUACCUACAGCCACAUCAUCAGGGUCAUAGGGGCGACCAGUUCUAAUGGCUCCAUAUUUAGUGUCAGGUAUUAUCAACUAAACUGCCAGCCGAUUUCUUUUGAUUUCUCAAGCUCCCAGCUGAUUCUGAGUGGGAUGGUGAUCCAGGAAUUGGUCUUUGUAGUGCUCAUGGUUGGGUUCAGCCUCUACAUGGUGGUUCUUCUCUAUAGACACCACCAGAGGGUCCGGCACUUGCUCAGCACUCAUCUGCCUUCUUCAUCCUCUCCAGAGUUCAGAGCCACUCAGAAUAUUAUCAUGCUGGUCAGCUGCUUUAUCGUCUUCUAUUUUCUGAAUAACUUCCUAACCUUCUAUAUGUUUUUGAACCCUGAGAAAAUGGUUGAACUGGAUCAUAUUAAUGGGGUCCUCUCCUCAGGCUACCCUACCCUCUGCCCUAUUAUACUGCUGCAGAACACUAAGAUUCCUUUCCUGUUUCACCAUCCAGUGUCCAUGGUGAAAGCUGACUUUGGGUUUAAGACAAGGAGCAGCAGGCAGGAAUGA